Prorocentrum cordatum is the source of this 384-nucleotide messenger RNA. Lineage: Eukaryota; Dinophyceae; Prorocentrales; Prorocentraceae. The record is from the annotation of a GenBank genome assembly.
GGCCUUUGUCGGCCCGGGCGGCGCGCGCGCGCAGGAUAUGCCCCGACCCCCCCCUCCCGGGGGCAGGCCGCGCCCGCCAUGGCGCCCGAGAGUGCAGGUCGCGCGAGUCUCUCUAGAGCGAUGGGCUGGUGGCCGCACGUGGCGCUGUUCCUGGUCACCACCGCAGUCACGGCCUUGAACUCAGUGUACUUCAAGCGCCUGCUGAACUGCUUCCGGGGCGGGGGUUCAGACGGAGAGCCGGAGCACGACUACGCGGUGUUCGUGUCCGUCUUCGAUAUUCUGUUGUGGGCGGUGCGCGGGUGUAGUGCGCGUGGGGCUCGCGCGCGCGCUUCGGAGAGCAAUCGCGGCUCGAGGAGUGCGGCCAGCAGCCCGACGUCGGUUUAG